AUCUGCUUCCUCCUGGGGACAGUGCAUCCCCACCCUGUAGUUGGUGGCCCAGUCUGCCAGAGACCCAGGGCUCCGCAGAGCACGCAGAGCACGACUUCCAAAGGCAAAGUCCACUGCCCCUGGGCUCCAUGGCCAGUCCUGGACUUCCACUCCGCGGGUUCAGUGGGUGUGGCGUGCAGAGCCACACUGGCCUUGGGACAAGAUCUACGACAGUCACAUCCUAACUUUCAGACUUCUGUGGCAAGCUACUUGUCAACAAGGGUUUGCUCAGUGCGAGAGGAAGACUGAAGAGCCUCGUGGUCAAGCAGUACCACUUCCCAGCUGACUGAAUUCUCCUGGGCUCCCACCCGCUGGCAGCUAAGGCGUCUCAAUCACCGAAUGGUAAGGUGCCACAGAGCCCAGUGUCAAAUGAGUUAUUUUUAAUAUUGAAAAGAAACGCAGAUACUCAAAUAAAGCUCCCUCGUCUGCCCUACCAGUCUGUCAUGGGUGUUGGGAAGUCUAAACUAGAUAAGUGCCCCCUUUCUUGGCAUAAAAAAGACAGUGUGGAUGCCGAUCAAGACGGCCAUGAGUCAGACUCCAAGAAUUCUGAGGAUGCCUCCUUGUGUGGUUCUGUGGAGCAGAGAAGUGGAGCAGAGCCACCAACAGGAGAGCAGGACCGACCUGAGGCCAAGGGGGUGGGGCCCGAGGAGCAAGCUGAAGAAGAGUUCCUCAAAUUUGUGAUACUUCAUGCAGAAGAUGACACCGACGAGGCGCUCAGAGUCCAGGAUCUACUGCAAAACGACUUUGGUAUCAGGCCGGGGAUCGUUUUCGCUGAGAUGCCCUGUGGAAGACUGCAUUUGCAGAAUCUAGACGAUGCGGUCAAUGGGUCGGCCUGGACCAUCUUGUUACUGACUGAGAACUUCCUAAGAGACACCUGGUGUAACUUCCAGUUCUACACUUCCCUGAUGAAUUCUGUGAGCAGGCAGCACAAGUACAACUCCGUCAUACCCAUGCGGCCCCUGAACAGCCCUCUUCCCCGGGAACGGACUCCCUUGGCGCUGCAAACCAUCAAUGCCUUAGAGGAAGAAAGUCAAGGCUUUUCCACACAAGUGGAGAGAAUUUUCCGGGAGUCUGUAUUUGAGAGGCAACAAAGUAUAUGGAAAGAGACACGAAGUGUGUCGCAGAAACAGUUCAUUGCCUGAAACGGAGCACACACCCGGCUGGCUCCUGCUUUGUAAACAAAAUGAUUCAUCUUCACUUGAGAGAGUAGUUUCUAAGAGAUGCUUAGACGUGAGUCGUCUGCUUCCAAGAGCUCUGUGGCGCACAAGAAAGGUACACUUCUGCAGCCCUAGGACUGGGCUACUUUCGAAUGACAAACUCAAGACUGUCAGAGCUUCUGGCACUUAAAGUUUUCAUAGUUCAUGAAUAUUCUUAACUCAUUUCUUGUGUUGAGCCAUAAACAGGCACAUGUGGCAAAAUACGAUAUUGAAAAUUCUCAAAAGACUUGAGGGAAAUGGCUCUGGCCAGGACAGGUCUGACCACUUCCCUUCCUGCUUCUUUCAUGAAUUUUAGUUACGGCAAAGCAUCCUGGGGCUGUCACACAGAAGCAUGCAGAAUGGGGCACCUGCAGUACUGACGUAAUAAGUUGGAGAUCAGAAGUAGAGGUCAGGGUCAGGGUCACCUUUAGUCCCAGCACUAGGGAGGCAGAGGCAGGAAGAUCUGAGUUCAUAGGCCAGCCUGGCUUACAGAGCGAGUUCCAGAAUAUCCAGGGCUACACAAAGAAAUGGUCUCAGGGAAAAAAAAAAAAGUCAGAACAGUCAGGCUUUUGGAAAUAAUCCAGCCAUGUGUGGUUUUAUUUCUGCUGGAAUUUGGAACUAGUUCCUACCACAAAUUAGCAAUUCUUUCGAGAGUGUGAUAGUGAGGGACUCUGUAGAGAUGGGCCCUCAUCUUAUAGGUGUCUUCUGUGACCAGGGCUUUAAUUCACAGAGCUUGUGAAAAAUAUGUGACUCGCCAGCUGUUUGCCUUUAAAAUCAAUAACCUCUCAUGUUAGCCUUUAGAAAUGUCCCUUGCACACAGUGUUUAACUCGGGGAAUAUUUCUUAUCUAGGGCUAUGAGGGGGGAGGCGGGAGCAUGCAAGCAAACCAGGGAGGCCUACACAGACCUGUACCUUCCCCCUCAUAGAACUUCAACCCAUUUGAGACUGAAGCAGUUUAAACAAGUACAGACGGGGCAUGUGGCUAGGCGAAAGUGCCCACUGGGAAUCAGGAGACCUACUUGCAGUCCAAUCUCUGCCCCUGAGGAUGAAUGUGCCAGUGGGCAGCUAUUCUCCUUUGUCUGUGAAAUAAAAGGGUUGGAUUGAUGGGUCUCUAAA
This is a messenger RNA of Mus caroli (Ryukyu mouse), 2350 nucleotides long. It is a transcript of the gene Ticam2, whose product is annotated as TIR domain containing adaptor molecule 2. Gene Ontology annotation, molecular function: signaling adaptor activity. Lineage: Eukaryota; Metazoa; Chordata; Mammalia; Rodentia; Muridae. The record is from RefSeq and is a predicted model, not a curated record. Gene Ontology annotation, cellular component: endosome. Gene Ontology annotation, biological process: positive regulation of type I interferon production; positive regulation of canonical NF-kappaB signal transduction; TRIF-dependent toll-like receptor signaling pathway.